Messenger RNA from Truncatella angustata, 1095 nucleotides. RefSeq lists its product as uncharacterized. The transcript has 5 exons. NCBI's taxonomy places the organism in Eukaryota, Fungi, Ascomycota, Sordariomycetes, Amphisphaeriales, Sporocadaceae. Bases 1 to 1095 code for a protein of 364 amino acids. The record is from RefSeq and is a predicted model, not a curated record.
AUGCCUGCAUGCCGAGACGCGAGAGUUGCCUCGUUGGCAGCUGGCUUCACCCUCGGUUUCGGAUUCCUGACGGUGUGGGAGGCCUUGAAGCAGACGAGACGGAACAAGAACCCUCUUCGCAGCUCGUAUAUCUACAUGUUAUGGGGAGAAAUAGCAGCAAAUCUCACAAUCGCCAUCAUCGCUUGGUUAUUCCUUGACGGCGUAUUAUCAUCAACAGUCCCCGUCCUGUUCUUCAUUCUUUUGCUAUGGGUCUUCGAGGUUCAACUUCUGAUGCAAAUCAUUAUCAACCGAAUUGCCAUCAUUCACGAGAACCAGAGGUUUAUCUCUUGGUUGAAAUGGGGAUGCUUCUCUGGCAUCUUCGUCAUCGAAAUUCUGGUCUUUUGUAUUUGGAUUCCUGCCCAUAUGGACCCGCCACUGAGUCAAACAUUCGUGACCAUCAACGAUUAUUGGGACAGAAUUUCCAAGGUAUUGAUUUUGGUCGUUGAUGCCGGGCUCAACUGGUACUUUUUGGCAAUUGUUAAGAAGCGUCUCCUCGAUCAAUAUGGUCUCGUCAAGUACAAGCCGCUUGUCAGCUUCAAUGCCAAGCUUAUGGUGGUCUCCAUUCUCAUGGAUGCUAUGCUGAUCGGCCUCAUGUCACUUCCCAAUCAGGUCGUCUAUAUUCAAUUUCACCCGGUGGCGUACAUGGUCAAGCUCAACAUUGAAAUGUCUAUGGCCUCCCUGAUCACGCACCUCGCCCGCAACGGUAGCAACGAUGUUCACAUGGGCACCCUUUCCGAAUCCGACCGCCGCCGCCAAUUCGGAACAGACGAGAACGGAACGAGCGCCACCCGAGCCCGCGACAUUGGCUUGAAGUCCUUCACAAGAUCAAGAGUCCAACAUGACCCCGACGACGUCGAUCCCUCACACAGCGGUGGUAUUCAACGGACUCGCGAAGUCAAUGUCACUAUUCAUCAAUCCAACCCGAACGACAGCGCCCACAAGAACCAUGGGGUUAUGUUUGAGGAUGAGCUGUCGCUUACCCACAACAAAGGGUAUCCCUCGGGGAGCGUCAAAGAACUCGACGGACGAAGCUCAUCAGCAAGCACCAAGUCCUAG